AUGGAAAAUCAAUUGAAAAGAACAUCGUGCAAUAGUAAAUUAUGGUUUACUUUAUUAGUAGUGGUUAUCAUAUUAGUGACAUUUUUAUGGCCACGAAAAACGGAAAAAAUUAAUGAUCCUCAAGAAAAAGUAAUAACUCCUGAACAAUUGAAAAACUCGUUGGAGGAAGAUGAUACACUUAUUGAGUUACAGGAAGGAAUAGCGUCCGGAAGAAAAAAAUUAGAAGAUCUGAUGAAUGAUAUACGCGUAAAAGAAGAACAACUACGGACUCUAAACUCCAAAAUAGAGGACAAAAACUAUGAAAUAAAGGAAAAAAAUGAUGAAUGUACUAGCCUGAUCAAUCUUAUAUCGGAGAAGAAACGAACGGGUAAGACGGUAGAUGUACAAAUAGAGGAAAAAACGGAAGAAUGUACGCGUCUUGACGGUCAAAUUUCAGAGAAAACCAAAAUUAGUGACGGUAUCGAUUCCCAAAUUAAAACCAAAGCUGAGAAACGAGAUCUUCUAGAUCAUGAAAUCUCCGUAAAAAACCAGAAAAACAACGAUCUAGAUUCUCAAAUAAACGAAAAGUUUCAAGAAAUUGAUCGGCUCGGAAAACUUAUAGCGGAAAAAAUAGAAUCAAUUAAAACUAUAGACAUACAGAUACAGGAGAAAAAUAAUGAUUGCAAUCGUCUCAACGGUCUAAUUUCAGAAAAAACGAAAAUAAAUGAGAAUCUCAAUUUCCAAAUUAAAACAAUUGCUGACAAACGUGAUCUUCUUGACCGUGAAACAUUCGAGAAAACCCAGAAAUAUAAGGGUCUAGAAGCUCAAAUAAAGAAGAAAUCUAAAGAAAUUGAUCGGCUCGAAAAACUUAUAGCGGAAAAAAUGCAAACAACUAAGACCAUAGACGUACAGAUACAGGAGAAAAAUAAUGAUUAUGAUCGUCUUAACGGUUUUAUUUCAGAAAAAACCAAAAUAAAUGACGAUCUCGAUUCCCAAGUUAAAACUAAAGCUGAGAAACGUGAUCUUCUUGACCGUGAAAUAUUCGUGAAAAACCAAAAAAACAAAGAUCUAGAUUCUAAAAUGAACGAGAAAUCUAAAGAAAUUGAUCGGCUGGAAAAACUUAUAGCGGAAAAAAUACAAACAACUCAAACCAUAGACCUACAAGUACAGGAGAAAAAUAAUGAUUAUAGUCGUCUUAACGGUUUUAUUUCAGAAAAAACAAAAAUCAAUGACGAUCUCGAUUCCCAAGUUAAAACCAAAGCUGAGAAACGUGAUCUUCUAGAUCAUGAACUCUCCGUAAAAAACCAGAAAAACAACGAUCUAGAUUCUCAAAUAAACGAAAAGUUUCAAGAAAUUGAUCGGCUCGGAAAACUUAUAGCGGAAAAAAUAGAAUCAAUUAAAACUAUAGACAUACCGAUACAGGAGAAAAAUAAUGAUUAUGAUCGUCUUAACGGUUUUAUUUCAGAAAAAACCAAAAUAAAUGACGAUCUCGAUUCCCAAGUUAAAACUAAAGCUGAGAAACGUGAUCUUCUUGACCGUGAAAUAUUCGUGAAAAACCAAAAAAACAAAGAUCUAGAUUCUAAAAUGAACGAGAAAUCUAAAGAAAUUGAUCGGCUGGAAAAACUUAUAGCGGAAAAAAUACAAACAACUCAAACCAUAGACCUACAAGUACAGGAGAAAAAUAAUGAUUAUAGUCGUCUUAACGGUUUUAUUUCAGAAAAAACAAAAAUCAAUGACGAUCUCGAUUCCCAAGUUAAAACCAAAGCUGAGAAACGUGAUCUUCUAGAUCAUGAAAUCUCCGUAAAAAACCAGAAAAACAACGAUCUAGAUUCUCAAAUAAACGAAAAGUUUCAAGAAAUUGAUCGGCUCGGAAAACUUAUAGCGGAAAAAAUAGAAUCAAUUAAAACUAUAGACAUACAGAUACAGGAGAAAAAUAAUGAUUAUGAUCGUCUUAACGGUUUUAUUUCAGAAAAAACCAAAAUAAAUGACGAUCUCGAUUCCCAAGUUAAAACUAAAGCUGAGAAACGUGAUCUUCUUGACCGUGAAAUAUUCGUGAAAAACCAAAAAAACAAAGAUCUAGAUUCUAAAAUGAACGAGAAAUCUAAAGAAAUUGAUCGGCUGGAAAAACUUAUAGCGGAAAAAAUACAAACAACUCAAACCAUAGACCUACAAGUACAGGAGAAAAUAAUGAUUAUAGUCGUCUUAACGGUUUUAUUUCAGAAAAAACAAAAAUCAAUGACGAUCUCGAUUCCCAAGUUAAAACCAAAGCUGAGAAACGUGAUCUUCUAG
Cotesia glomerata is the source of this 2268-nucleotide messenger RNA. RefSeq names its product putative leucine-rich repeat-containing protein DDB_G0290503. Gene Ontology annotation, cellular component: type III intermediate filament. Lineage: Eukaryota; Metazoa; Arthropoda; Insecta; Hymenoptera; Braconidae. Bases 1 to 2268 code for a protein of 755 amino acids. The record is from RefSeq and is a predicted model, not a curated record. The transcript has a single exon.